GUGUGUGCUGGGAGGGAUAAGGGAGGGGCUGCCUGGUGCGGGUGCCCCUGGCACUUCCUAGGAGUCUCACAGCCCUUUCUUUACAGCGGUCACUAGAAGACUUCUGGAUUUCACGCGGAAAGAAAGUCUCCCAUCUAAACCCGCUGUUCCUUCCAUUCCUCAUUUGCUCUCCACAAACUGCUCCUCUAAGCCUUUCCAUUGUGCUCUGCCGCCUGCAUAAGACCUUCACCUCCUUUGUAGUGGGGAGACUUACUUUGAGGCUAACGGAACCUCUGGCUACAAUGGAGCUCUAUGGAAAGAUGGCCUCUGCACAAGAUGCCAGGUUUGGUCAGAAAGACUCUUCUGACCAGAACUUCGACUACAUGUUCAAGUUGCUGAUCAUUGGCAAUAGCAGCGUGGGCAAAACAUCUUUCCUGUUCCGCUAUGCUGAUGACUCCUUUACAUCUGCAUUCGUCAGCACGGUCGGCAUCGAUUUCAAAGUAAAAACUGUAUUCAAAAAUGAGAAGAGAAUCAAGCUUCAGAUUUGGGACACAGCAGGCCAGGAAAGAUACAGGACCAUCACCACAGCCUAUUAUCGAGGGGCCAUGGGCUUCAUUUUAAUGUAUGACAUCACAAAUGAAGAAUCCUUCAAUGCUGUACAAGAUUGGUCAACUCAGAUAAAAACAUACUCUUGGGAUAAUGCCCAGGUUAUCCUGGCUGGAAACAAAUGUGACAUGGAAGAUGAACGGGUCGUCUCAACCGAGAGAGGCCAGCGCUUAGGAGAACAGCUCGGGUUUGAGUUUUUUGAAACCAGCGCCAAGGAUAACAUCAACGUGAAGCAAACCUUCGAGCGCCUCGUAGAUAUCAUCUGUGACAAAAUGUCAGAGAGCCUGGAGACCGACCCAGCCAUAGCUGCCGCCAAGCAGAGCACGAGGCUCAAGGAAACCCCUCCUCCACCGCAGCCCAACUGUGGCUGCUAAUGUCUCCCACACAGGAGCUCCAAGGGGCUCCAGAGCAGCCAAGAGUCAGCAUUUAUAAAUGGUCUAUUAGCCUUCAAUUAUACUGCCUAAUAAUUAUUUGAAGGAAGUCUUUGAUGUCAGUGGCCCAUAUAUGCAUUCAAACCGUGAGCAAUCGCCUGUGUCAACAUGUGGCAAAUUUGCUCUUAUAUUUGUAAGGAUCGUUCAUCUAUAAACACCUGCUACUUGCAUGUAACUUAUCAUUCGUCUUUCAUAACUUUUUUGCAGCUUUUUUCUCAGUUAAGCUAUUGCAGAAACACCAAACUAUAAUUUUACUGCGAAUAACUUUCUUGCCACGGAUUUAAAUCAUGCUUCUGAUUUGUAUGGAUGAUAACCUAGGGACCGUGUGUGUGUGUGUGUGUGUGUGUGUGUGUGUGUGUGUGUGUGUGUGCUGUGAGCAGGGGGAGAUGUCAGGAAACUUAGUUUUGCCUUUGUCUAAAAAGAAAGUGGGACUUUUGCUCUUGAUUGGAGACCCUAUCACAGGUCUGGGAGUCUACUAUUAGGAAAUGUAUAUAUAUUGCACUUUCAUUAAUAAUAUCUGAAGGGUGUGUUGACUUUAAAAACAUUGAGGGGUUGGGUGCAGGGUCACCCAAGAGGCUGAAGCAGGAGGAUAAUGAGUUGAAACAGCCUGAGCUAUGAAACAUAAAACUCUAUCAUGGGAUAAAGAAAAAGAAAGUGAAAUUCAGGCCCUUGCAAGUUUUUUUUUUUGAACCACAUAAACGUAAUCGAGGUUUGCAGACCCUACUGCAGUGAUUCUUGCCAGUGAUUCUGUGCACCUGUGCAUGUGUGAGAGCGAUGACUCAAGAAGAGUCACUAUCUACUUAGUGUCAGCUGCCCAACAAGCACUGUAACCAGAAGUGCUGUGAGUAGCUGUGGAAUUCCAUGACCUGAGCGGCCUCCACCCCUUAACGACUUGACCCACACAAAUAACCACCACCCUGGCUCUCUGGAACCAGCACCAAAUCUGAAAUAUAAAUUGGCUUGAACCUUUCUGAAUGCCCCUCUUCCUAUAAAAGGUAGGACAACACCUCAACCACUGCUCUCUGCUCCAACUUCAGCUAAGCUUUUCCACCUAUUUAGAAGGUAAUUGGGCCACUUUUCCAUGAGUCCUGCAUUGAGGAAAAAACAGUUUUAUAACCAUAUUUUUCAGAAUAUUUAUAAUUCUAGAGCAUGCCUUCCUUAUAUAAAUCUCUAAACAUGCUCAAGUUAAAACGGAAGACUACAAAACUGAGCAGUCCAGAAAAUUGACAAGCCAUGGCAGUUGAAGAGAGGCGGAUGAAACACUUGAACACCCAGUCUUUUCUUCUAGGUUUCCUGAAGACCAUAUAGAAAUAAUAUGCAAAAUCCUGGUGGCAGUAUUACCUACUUUUAAUCCCGGCAUUCUGGCGGCAGAGGUAGGCAGAUUUCUGAGUUUCAAACCAGAAUGUUCUACAGAGUGAGUUCUAGGAGAGCAAAGGCUACACAGAGAAACCUGCUCUAGGAAAAGAAGAGGAAGAAGAAGAAGAAGAGGAGGUGAAGGAGGAGGAGGAGGAAGAGGAGGAAGAAGAAGAUGAGGAGAAAGAAAUAAUACAGAAACAACUCUUAACCUCUGUGCCAAAUGCCAAGAGAAAUCUCUGCCUUCCAGAAGUAUUUGUUACAAGGAUCUUAUGAAGACAUCAGUUUGAAGGACAGGACAGUUUAGUUACAUAGACUUUUUUCCUUUUUGGUGGUUGUGUAAAAGAUCCAUCCUUCCCUUCAAAAACAGAGAACUAGCACUUGAAAGGAUUUAGCACAAGCUUGCUGAGCAAGGCUGUUGACAGGAUAGUAUGUGCAUGUUUUCUUCUUGUGUGCUUAGUUUCAAACUUAUACAUUAGUGGUAAGUUUCCACUUUGACACCCAGAGGAGCAAGUGUUGGCUCACCUGAGAUAAGAAGACACUAAUGAUUUUUUGAAAUUUUAAUGACACUUAAAUUCAAGAAUCAUAGAAAUUAACAUGAAGGGAAAGAGAGAAGCAAGGGGCAUAAAGUAGGAUUUCUUUGCAAUAGUUACUUCGCAAUAGUAUUCAUGUGUCCUUUUUCUAUGACCUGGGUCAUAAUGUUGCUAUAUUGAAUACUAUAGCUGUCAAGCUCAUUGUUACAAUCUAAUACAAAACAAUGAAGUCAGGAAGCCUGGGCCUCUUUCUUUGCAUGCAUAUAGUGAGUGUAAAAGGCCUCACACGGGUACUUCAAAUGGCUUCUUCAGAAGGAUGCUGGUAUGCAAGUGUUAUAAAAAGAGAGCAGAUAGGAGAGAAAGGGAAACAACCAUGUUUGCUCAUUUGAAAAUUCCCCCAAAGAACUGGUUGAAAGUGAUUGACUGAAGCCAAGUGCCCACAUAUCUGCUCUGUCGAGAACUCUAAAGUUAAGACCAUGCUGUGCUAGUCAGUGGAGAGAGGAGCAAACAGUAAGCCUAAUGUCAUUGCUUCAGAACAUUCCCAUGGAAACACGGUCAUCCCAAUUGAAAGUUAUAAAAUUCCCAACCUGCUAUGUAUUUCAUUCCAAACAAUUCAGUGAACAUUUCCAGAGAGACUCAUCACUCCCAGGAGAGAGAAGACUUGCUGUUGCUAAUAUCAUCAAGAAACCUUAGCUGUAAAAUCAAAUUUGGCAAAGGGAACCAGAUAAUAGAACGUUUAUAAGCCUUAACCUAUAUAGUUUAAAAUCCUGAGGUUUUGAAACUUCCAGCCACUACAUUACAUAUGUACAAAUACAUACCACCCCUCCCGCCAUCAACCUAAGUAUGAAUAAGUCCUCCUGACAACCUGGCUAAAUUUGUACCUAAAAAAGAUAUUUUUUCUUUCCAGGUCUUAGAUAUCAUUUCUUGUCUCUGAUGCAAUUAAGUUAGUAUUUUAAGUGUGCCCUUGCCUUCCCCUGUGGUCAUCUGGGUACCCCUGCCCAUCCAUUUUUUUUUUAAAAAAAAGAAGAGAACCCUAACUGCUUCAGAAAACACUCCCAAGAACUCUGGUGUUGUUUCAUCUCUUUCCUUUCUUAAUGCAAGUGGAAGGUGUUUCAUCUACAUAGCCUUUGCAGUGUGAAUGGAUAUGGGAGGUUCACAAGGCGUCCUUGGUCCCAAGAUGGCGGGUUAACCAUGAGCAUCACAUCUGUGGGCUCACAGGAAAACUGCUUUAGAGCAAUGGCCCAGCUCCCUGUUAUUAACCCCGCCAAACAGCAUCUACUGCCAUCAGGAGCUUCGAAUGACUACAGAGAGCAAGAGAUGUGUGAGUUCCUCCCUGACGCCAUGUAAAGUUUGCUAUUGCUCGCUGGCUGGUAAAGAAGGGCUGAGAGUUGUACUGUAUAGUGAUGCUUCCGUUCUGCUCACAGAUGC
Arvicanthis niloticus (Nile rat) is the source of this 4330-nucleotide messenger RNA. It is a transcript of the gene Rab3c, whose product is annotated as RAB3C, member RAS oncogene family. Gene Ontology annotation, molecular function: GTP binding; GTPase activity. Lineage: Eukaryota; Metazoa; Chordata; Mammalia; Rodentia; Muridae. The record is from RefSeq and is a predicted model, not a curated record.